This is a messenger RNA of Nelumbo nucifera (sacred lotus), 1276 nucleotides long. Its product is annotated as syntaxin-71-like. NCBI's taxonomy places the organism in Eukaryota, Viridiplantae, Streptophyta, Magnoliopsida, Proteales, Nelumbonaceae. Gene Ontology annotation, cellular component: SNARE complex; endomembrane system; membrane. The record is from RefSeq and is a predicted model, not a curated record. Gene Ontology annotation, biological process: vesicle fusion; intracellular protein transport. Gene Ontology annotation, molecular function: SNAP receptor activity; SNARE binding.
UUUCCACUGCGGUAACCGGAUGCAACGCUGCGCGGCUCAUUCAGCGCUGCGACGCAAUCAGGGGAGAAAGAACAAACGCAUUUUCAUUGAUUUUAACCUUUUUUGUUAUUCUCCCCCCGACCUUCUUCAUCGUCCCUGCGUCUGAAUUAAAAUUGGAGUUUAGAUUAGCGAGAAAGGGAAAAAACAAUGAGCGUGAUCGACCUUCUGACUCGCGUAGACGAGAUCUGCAAGAAAUAUGACAAAUACGACGUUGACAAGCAGAGGGACCUCAACGUCUCCGGCGACGAUGCCUUUGCUCGUCUCUAUGCCGUUGUCGAGGCCGACAUUGAAUCUGCUCUUCAGAAAGCCGAAGCCGCUUCCAAGGAGAAGAACAGGGCCGCUGCUGUUGCUAUGAAUGCAGAGAUUCGUCGAACCAAGGCUCGGUUGCUGGAAGAGGUCCCCAAAUUGCAGAGAUUAGCGGUUAAGAAGGUCAAAGGGCUGACGAAAGAAGAACUUGCCACCCGUAAUGAUUUAGUUCUUGCACUUCCUGAGAGGAUUCAAGCGAUACCAGAUGGUACUUCUGCUCCAGGCAAGAAAACUGGAGGAAGGUCAACUUCAGUUUCUCGUAAAGAAAUCAAAUUUGACUCAGAUGGAAAUUUUGAAAGUGAGUUCUUUCAACAAACUGAAGAGUCGAGCCAAUUUAGGCAAGAGUAUGAGAUGCGGAAAAUGAAACAGGAUCAAGGACUGGAUAUUAUAUCAGAUGGGUUGGAUACACUUAAAAAUUUGGCACAUGACAUGAAUGAGGAAUUGGAUAGGCAAGUGCCUUUGAUGGAUGAGAUCGAAGCCAAGGUUGAUAAGGCGAAUGCUGAUCUCAGAAAUACUAAUGUUAGGCUUAAGGAAACAAUUACACAACUGAGGUCUAGUCGAAACUUUUGCAUUGAUAUUGUCCUGUUGUGUAUAAUUCUAGGAAUUGCUGCCUAUUUAUAUAAUGUGCUGAAGUAAUGAAAUGAUUCAAACGGAUACGGUUGCUGCUUGUUUUAUCAUGGUUGUCUGGUUGUCUUUUCUUCUAUCAUUUGAGGGCUUGCUAUGUAUACUUGAUUUGGCUUCAUUUUUUCCCUGUCCCCUGUAUUCAAUGUUCUUGUACACUUGUGGAAAACCAUAACCAGUUUCCUCUGUCAGCCCCCGACUGAUACAUUGAGCAUCUUUGUAUUCAUAAUAUUUUGAUUCAUCUAGAUUGAUGAUGCGACUACUAUCUGUAUAAGAUAGAUAUAUAAAAAUGUUGCUUCAAAGAGUAUAA